Molecule: messenger RNA, 1638 nt
Organism: Eremomyces bilateralis CBS 781.70
Lineage: Eukaryota; Fungi; Ascomycota; Dothideomycetes; Eremomycetales; Eremomycetaceae
Exons: 1
Coding region: 1-1638 (545 amino acids)
Source: RefSeq, a predicted model, not a curated record
AUGGCGCCGCCAGAUCCCUCGAUAAGCUGGCUUCAAGCCUUCCAGAUCCUGCCGAUACUCGCUCUGAGUACCAUGACUCAGCCAGUCGGCCGCGUUCUAGGUUUCUCGGUGUCCCAUAGCUUCUGGCUUCGAGCCUCGCCCUUUAUAUGCGCCUUCGAUGUUCUGGCACUCGCCAUUCGGUUCCUAACGUACUGUGUCGUACUCCGUGCUACCCCACGCAAGGCGAUGCUUAUUAUUGGAAUGGACCGCUUUGAUGAGGCUAAGAUCGAUCACAGUGUUCGAAAGACAGCGAGAAUCGCGACGAUAUUACGCCUUUUUGGGUUCUUCCUCAGCAUAUUACCACUGACAUAUGUGGUUGGUGCGUGGGGAGACAUAAGAUGGACGGUGGCUUGGGCAUGGCUAUAUGCUGCUUCAUACGUCAUAUUGGAGAUUGCAUCGCAGCUUGCCAGGUCGGAACUUUCCAAACCACAGUAUACUCCUAUGGAUUUCGAAUUAGAUGAGAUUGUUGAGGAAUCAGAUGAUGGGGAAACUUCGCACGCAGACAGCACUGAAGAGGCGGCGGAGGAAGAUAGCGAUCAGGCCAAACCAUUAAAAGAUGAAACUCAGGAUAGGCCGGAAGGAUCAGCGAGCACGAAGUACAAGCCAGGCAGGACGGGCAGCGAGACGGGGAGCAUAUACGAUGAAAGUAACAGCAGCACUGCCGACCAAGUGGGGUUCACGGCAUCGGCUAGCACUGAGCACCUCCUAGGCGAAGGGAUUGAUGGAAGCCAACGUACAAACGACGAUGAUGGCUCUACCCUCGCCCAGGCGGAGACCACAGAAUCUACGAACGAGGGCCCUCCCGACCUAGAGGCUGCGAAGAACAGCUACAGCGAACACGCGAAUCCCGUCACAUCACCACGAUCGCUAGCACUGAGACAGGCUCACGCUGCUAUGGAUGAGACCCUGUUUAAGUGGUGCCAACUGCUCCAUACGAUAUUCCUCUACUGGGCUUUCCUCGACCUCAUCCAGCCCUUUCUGAAUAGGCAUAUCCUCGCCUCUAGCAGCUGGGAGGCCCCCAUCUUCUUGCUCAGCCUCCCCUUGAUAUACGCCUGUCUAUUCUUCGCAAUGCUUGGGUUGCUUGGAGGCUGGCAUAUCAUGUCGAAGCUUGUCACUGCCUUAGUCACGUUUGCGAGACUAUAUCUCCCUCCCUGUAUGCAGGUAUACGCAUCAAAGGUAGUGACUACGGUCUAUUAUGGGUUAUGUGUUCUUUUGUUGCUGGCGGGCUCUUUGGCUGGGUUCUUUAUCGUGGAGCAUCUGCUGCUAUCAGAGUAUAUGGUAUGGCUUUAUGGUUUGUUAUCUGUGGAGGCUGUGGUGCUGGCCGUCUUCUGCUCUGUCUGUUUCGGCCUGUAUAUUCUGCUCAAAUUCGCUGCCGAGGCAAGCACGGGCGUAAAGGAGAAACUUGGGGUGUCUGGAUACUUGGAUGAGGAUGGAGUCGCCCUACUAACCGUCGUUUUAGUCACCUUCACGGUGUCGAUUCUGUGGUAUCGGUUCCGGUACGCCUCAGCUGCGCACUGGACGCAGGACUGGCGGGACGCUCUAGUUGUGAACACGACUACGACGAACUCGACCAUGACCAACACGACCACGACCAGUUGA